GCAAGGCGCUGGUCGCCAUGGAGACGGCCGGCGUCGGCCUCCUCUGCCCCGCGGGCCCGUUGCUUCAGUCGGCGACUGCGUCACCUCAUCAGCGACCGUCCGUCCGUCCGUGGACAUGCCGGUGAAGCCAAAAAAGAAAGGCCAACCCAAAGAAAAAGUUUCUGAUGUUUUAAAUGUGAAUGUCAUCUUCCCUAAUGAAGACCGAUAUGAUGGAGAAUGCACAAGAAGUGAUGAUGCCGGGCUGGAGAGGAAUGGAUUUGGCGUUCAUACCACACUUAAUGGAAUGACAUAUUCAGGGCAGUGGAACAAUGACAAGAUGAAUGGCACCGGGAAACUGGUGCAUCCGUCCGGUGCAGUCUACGAAGGAGAAUUUAAAGACAACACGUUCCACGGGAUGGGGACCUACACAUGGCCAAAUAAUUCUCAAUAUAUUGGAAGCUUCAAUGAAAACAAUAAUGGGUUUCAUCUGCCUAACUUAUGCACAUCACGCUGUAACAGUCCUGGAAAAGUAUACAAAUGUUCUUUCACCGGCUGUUACUCUGCAGAUUGGAAGGGGAAGGCAAGUUCAUAGAUGCCGAAGGUUAUGAAUGGAUCGGAACUUUUCAUUACAAAGCUGCACCAGGACUGAAGUUAAAACUGGAUAUGUAAUCCACGUCUGCACGGGACCCAUUUCUGAAUCCAUACCAUCGAAUUAUAUUUCUGAGUUUUUUAUAAACAUCACUGAGUGUUUUGGUACAUUUAAAAUAGUGUUGUGCAAAGAUGUCCAUUCAAAUACAUACAACAUGCACAUUUGAUUUAUUCUAAAACAUCUAAUGGGAUAGUUCUGUUUAUUUUAAUAAAGCAUAAUAAUUAGAACUUUCUAAUCAUUUGACCAGGAUUCAACGGGGAGAGGGGGGGGGGGCUAAGUGGAACGUAUGCCAUAACAUGGUGUUGCCCACUUUCCCUCAGACAGGGUUUAGGUGUAUUAUUGCCAAGUGUACCGAGGUACAGUGAAAAGCUUUGUUUUGCAUGCUUUCCAAAGAGAUCAGAUAAUACAUCAAUACAAUCGAGUCAGACGCAAGUUCAACAGAUAGAGCUAAGAGGAAGAUACAGAGUGCAGAAUAUAGACCUCAGCAUUGUAGUGCAUCAGUUCCAGAGACAGUCCAAUGUCCGUUCUGAAGCCUGAUAACAGAGGGAAGAAGCUGUUCUUGGGUCUGGUGAUGCGCACUUUCAAUUUCUGUACCUUCUCAAGUUCAAGUUCACAUUUAUUGUCACAUGCACCAAUUGGUACAGCGAAAUUGUUGGACCAUUGCCAUCUGCCUGACGGAAGCAGGAAAAAGAAGGAAUGACCGGGAUGGGACACGUCUUUGAUUACGUUGGCUGCUUUCCUGAGACAGCGUGAAGUGUAGAUGGUCAAUAAAGGGAUGGAGUCAAUAAGAGUCAAUACGGGGAAUUCUAACCUGUGCGAUGGACUGGGCUACAUCUACAACUCUCUGCAAUAUCUUGCGGACUUGGGCAAAGCUGUUCCCAAACCAAGUUGUGAUGCAAUCCGACAGGAUGCUUUCUAUGGUGCAUCUGUAGAGGUAUGUAAGAGACAUUGGAAGCAUGCCAAAUUUCCUCUAGUACUGCAAGGUUGCACCAUGCUGUGGCAGUCAAAAGUCAAGCGUAGUCACAAAGUGCUGCAGUAAUUCAGCAGGUCAGGCAGCAUCUCUGCAGAACAUGGAUAGGUGACGUUUAGGGUGGAGACCCAUCUUCAGAUCCAAAACGUCACCUAUCCAUGUUCUCCAGAGAUGCUGCUUAACCCACUGAGUUACUCCAGCACUUUGUAUGUUUUUUGUGAACCAGCAUCUACAGUUCCUUAUGUCUCCAAAUGUCAAGAUUAGUUGCCACGUGCAGUGACAACAAAACAAUUAAAUUCAUUCUUGCAGCUGCUUAGCAACCCUGUAAUUAAACACAGUACACAUAGAUAAUAUAUAAUAAACAAAAAAUCCAUAAACAAAAACACACAAUACUAGUGCAAAAAAAAACCUGUGUCCUUAGUGCAACCACAUGGUAAGAUGUAUAAUUCACCAAGAUCUUGAUCAAUGAAGUAACUUAGGCCUCUUAAUGGAGAAGAGCAAAAAGAGAGAGAGGGAGGGAGUUUUGGCUCAAAGAAGUCAAAGGACACAGGGGCCUAAGGUGAAAUGAUGAAAUGCAGAAAAAGUGUAGACUAUCCGGGAUCUCUGCAAUCUUUCCUUACAAUACAUUUCCUCCAUUCCCCGCAUAUCCAUGUGGCUACCCAAAAGCCUCUUAAACUACCGUAUUUGCCUCCACAACCACUGUGGGCAGUGCGUUCCAGGCACGGACCACUAACAUCCAUUGUACACAACAUUUGCACAACCUUGCAUGUUUUCCAGCAAACUGCUUAGGAAGCUGGGAUGGAAAAUUAAAAAAAAAUAUAUUUUUAUUAGAAGCAAACACAUAUUAUGGUAAAAACAUUUCAUGUAUAUCAGUCGUACAUUAUUAAUAUCAGUUGUGGAUUGAUUCUGCCUCUAGUUGUUUCUUUAUAGAUAGGGAGUAAGAGAGAAAGAAAAAAAACAAAAAACAAAUGGCAUGAUAAAAAAAGAAUGGAAUAAUUUACUAAUAAUACAUCAUUGGAGAUAAGUUCGUAAAUGAUAAAGUAUAACUUUUCAUCUAAUCCUGAGUUCAAGCUUCAGUUAGGUUCCUGUGCUGAACCAAUCUACCCCUUCAAAUAGUCAAUGAAUGGAGCCCAUAUUCUGACAAAAAGUUCUUGUUUGUCCAUUAAGACAAGUCUAAUUCUUUCCAAGUGUAGGGUCGCCGACAUUUCCAUGAUCCACAUUUUAAUUGUGGGGGUAAUAGGGGCUUUCCAAAAUUUUAAUAUGAAUGUUUUCCAAGUUAUUAUACUAUAGUCGAGAAAGUUUAUUUGGCUUGUUGUGAGUGUUAGACUUUGUUCUGAUAUUCCUAGUAUUAUUAGUUUUGAGUCGGGAUCCAAUUUGGUAUUGACAACUUCAGAAAUUAUUCUAAAAAUAUCAAUCCAGAAAUGUUUGAUUUUUAUACAAUUUACAAAAGUAUGCCAUUCUUUACAAAAGGAUGGUAAAAUUUUAAUCCUGAAUGUUGUUGUUCCUGCAUCAACAACUUCCUCUGGCAGCUCAUUCCAUAUGUGUGCAAAAGUUGCCCUUAGAUCUCAUGCAGAAGCAGAGAUGAUUAAUUUAACUUGGUACCGUGUUCACAUGGACAUUGUGGGCCUGUUCCUGUGUUGUAUUGUUCAAUGUUCUAUGUUCAAUAAAAAUAAGGAUUAAA
This is a messenger RNA of Leucoraja erinaceus (little skate), 3279 nucleotides long. Its product is annotated as MORN repeat-containing protein 2-like. Bases 116 to 571 code for a protein of 151 amino acids. The record is from RefSeq and is a predicted model, not a curated record. Lineage: Eukaryota; Metazoa; Chordata; Chondrichthyes; Rajiformes; Rajidae. The transcript is spliced from 6 exons.